AUGUCUUUUCAAAACCAUGAAGAAGGCUCUAUCUAUGUCCCAAAAGAUGGAACCUCAUGGACUGUGACAUCUACUUCAUACUCUACAGCUGGGAAAUAUGUAGCUCAAAAUGUGCAAAAAGAAAUGUCAGAUCCAACAUUUUAUGUAAAAAGAUGUGUCCGGGGCAAUGUGUCAAGUGUUUGGAGGUUGUUUGUGGAUGAAUUGAUGUUAUGCCCUUUUCAAAAGUGCAUGGAAGCACAGGCAAUUUUGAACAAUGAAGAAAAUUGGACAUCAUUUUUAGAAGAACUUGAUUCUUUUAUUCCUAUUAUUUAUGCAAAAAGAGCAUAUGGUUGCAAUGAUAUGGAUUAUGAUUUUUGUGGAAUAAUAUAA
Stegodyphus dumicola is the source of this 369-nucleotide messenger RNA. RefSeq lists its product as uncharacterized. Lineage: Eukaryota; Metazoa; Arthropoda; Arachnida; Araneae; Eresidae. The record is from RefSeq and is a predicted model, not a curated record.